UAGUGAACAAAAACACUGACUGACACAAGCAAAUAUGUCGAAUGAGAUCUUAGUAAUCCCUUUCUUCGGGCAGGGCCAUCUCUUCCCUUGCUCCGAGCUCUGCAAACACUUAGCAGCCCGAAAUUACCAAAUUACCCUCAUUAUCCCUUCUUUUCUCUCCUCCUCCAUCACUCCUUCUCUUCGCAACCAUCCUCUCAUCAAAAUCUCUGAGCUCCCUGACCUUCCUUCCUCGGCGGAUUCCGGCGGACCGAUGCAUCACCACCACCACAAUGUCCAACCCCUUUCCGAUCUUCUCUCAUGCCGAGUCAACAACGGCUUAGAUUCUUCGAUGCCCAUCUGUGCGAUUGUUGACGUAAUGAUGAGCUGGGGCAACGAAACCAUCAAAAAGUUCCAGAUCCCGAUCAUCAGUUUCUUCACCUCCGGCGCUUGUUCCGCCGCCAUGGAGUACGCCACGUGGAAGCUCCAGCCCCUCCCUGAGAAACCGGCACCUGGUUUGACUAUAGCUCUUCCUGGCUUGCCGGAGGAUAUGAGUCUUACCUUCUCUGAUCUGACUCAAAGUGAUCAUCCUCCACCCCCACACGAUCAUGGAUCUCUGCCGCCACACCACCACCCUGGUGGUGGUGGUGGUGUCGGUGGCUUUCCGCCACCACCAGGCCCACCACCGACACCUGGUCACAGACCGCCGUGGGUCUCCGAAACGAAGGACUCUCUCGCCUUGUUGAUCAACACGUGUGAUGAUCUGGAACGUCCAUUCAUUGAAUAUGUUUCCAAUCAGAUGGGGAAGCCGGUUUGGGGCGUGGGCCCACUUUUGCCGGAACAGUAUUGGAAAUCUGCUGAUUCGACUCUUCACGACCGUGAGAUUCGUACUCAACGGAAAUCUAGUGUUAGCGAGGAUGAAGUUAGCGAAUGGUUAGAUUUGAAGCCACGUGGAUCUGUCAUCUACGUGUCCUUUGGUUCGGAAGUGUCUCCAGGGACUGAACAGCUAGCUGAACUAGCGGAUGCGUUAGAGGAGUCGAACAUGCCGUUUAUUUGGGUCGUCCAGUCAAGUAAUCACGGUCCACCCGGAGGCCCUCCAGGCCCAGCCGAUCCACCCGGUGGUCCUCCAGGCCCAGCCAGUCCACCUGGUGGUCCUCCAGACCCAUCCGGUGGAGGAGGUGGCGAUGUAUUCUUUCCUGAUGGCUUCGCUGACCGAGUAGGAGGGAGGGGUUUGAUCAUAAAGGGGUGGGCACCACAGCUUCUGAUCCUGAGUCACCCAUCAACGGCUGGAUUUUUAUCGCAUUGCGGGUGGAACUCAACAGUAGAAGCGAUCGGGCGAGGUGUGCCGUUGCUUGCUUGGCCAAUACGUGGUGAUCAGCACCAUAACGCAAAACUAGUUACGUGUCAUCUUAAGGUUGGUUUGAUGAUCCAAGAAGGUGAUCGAUCGAAGCCGAUCACGAAGAAUGAUAUACUGUGUGGGAUCACAAAUUUUAUGGCUGAUGAUGAGACCAGGAAAAGAGCAACUUUACUCCGUAAUGCAUUCGAUCAUGGCUUCCCGCCCAGCUCCUUGGCUUCUCUAGAUGCUUUACGGGAUUUUCUCAACAAAAAUUUUCAACACAAAUGACAAAAAUGUCCAUCCAAUGGCCAUUGCAACAUAAAAGUAAAUUUUUUUUUU
Messenger RNA from Telopea speciosissima, 1651 nucleotides. Its product is annotated as UDP-glycosyltransferase 73B5-like. Gene Ontology annotation, molecular function: UDP-glycosyltransferase activity. The record is from RefSeq and is a predicted model, not a curated record. Lineage: Eukaryota; Viridiplantae; Streptophyta; Magnoliopsida; Proteales; Proteaceae. Bases 35 to 1600 code for a protein of 521 amino acids. The transcript has 2 exons.